CUGCCCUGGCCCAGCCCGGGCCCUGGGAGCCAAAGAAUUGGGUGCUAAAGAGUCAGGUCUUUUAGCAGUCUGGGGGGUUGGGAGUGGAGGUCAGAGCCAAGGUCAAGGGCAGGGAGAGACCUUUCAUGGUGCUUCCUGCUGCCCCAGGAGCCCUAGACUGGGUCUGCCGCCCAACCAGGCAUCUCCCUCUAGGGAACAUCCUGGUCCUGGCAAGUGGAGAGCAGAGAACUCCCCUUACCAGGAAGUCAGGCCACUUGGAUGAGGGCAGGGGUGGGCCCAGGGCCGCAGAGGCCUCUGGCCCUGGGGACCUCUCUGACGCCCCCACCUACUCCCCAGCUGCGACCCCCUUGGGUAGCGGUCGAUGGAGUUGGGGGUGCAGUCAGCAUCUUCCGGUCCUGCUGUCCCAGGGGUGCCGGGUUUGCUGGGGGGUGCUGGGCGGGGGACCACGGAAGAGGGAAGGGCAUCUUUUUCCGGAAGGAGCAGCAGGGAUGGGGGUGUGCCAAGCAAAGGUCUGUUUCUUGCUGGCAGGCAGGGCUGAAGGAGGGGAGGGUCUGCCUUCUCCCUUCUUUCUUCGUCUCCCUGCCCCCAGUAAGUGGAGGCGUGGAGUGCUCUCCCCCACCCCUUCUUGAGACCUCUUGCCCUGGGGCACUUUUGAAAAUGGCCCCAGGCCAAAGGCAGGAAGAAGGUGGGGAGGGUACUCAGGUCCUCCCUGAGAGAAGGCAGUGGCUGUGCUUGGUCCCUGGUCCCCGGUGGGAGGAGGGGUACUUCCCCAAAAGGCUGAUGGAGGCCGCUUUGGGAGGGGUGGGUAUGAAGGGGUGCAAAUUGAAAGUGAAACAGUUCACGUCCAGGAAAUACUCCCUCUGUCGAGGGUUCACAGAGCAGAUCGGGGCUGUGGCCAGGACCGAGCAAAGAGGAAAACGGGCUGGGGACAGGAGACCAGGCUAACCCUGUCCUCCACUGGGACCUGAGAAAUGGCAUCCGGGCAAGGCCCAGGUCCUCCCAGGCAGGGGUGUGGAGAGCCGGCCCCAUCUUCUACUUCUGAGGAGCAGGUAGCCCGGGACACUGAGGAGGUUUUCCGCAGCUAUGUUUUUUACCGCCAUCGGCAGGAGCAGGAGGCUGAGGGGGCGGCUGCGCCUGCUGACCCAGAAAUGGUCUCCUUGUCCCUAGAACCUAGCAGCACCAUGGGGCAGGUGGGUCGGCAGCUUGCCAUCAUCGGGGACGACAUCAACCAGCGCUACGACUCCGAGUUCCAGGCCAUGCUGCAGCACCUGCAGCCAACAGUGGAGAACGCCUAUGAGUAUUUCACCAAGAUUGCCUCGAGCCUGUUCGAGAGUGGCAUUAACUGGGGCCGCGUGGUGGCUCUCCUGGGUUUCGGCUACCGCCUGGCCCUCCACAUCUACCAGCGCGGCCUGACUGGCUUCCUGGGCCAGGUGACCCGCUUCGUGGCUGACUUCAUGCUGCAUCACUGCAUUGCCCGGUGGAUUGCACAGAGGGGCGGCUGGGUGGCAGCCCUGAACUUGGGAAAUGGCCCCAUCCUGAACGUGCUGAUAGUUCUGUCUGUGGUUCUGUUGGGCCAGUUUGUGGUACGAAGAUUCUUCAAAUCGUGACUCCCAGGGGGAGUCCAGGCACCCCUGCCUGGACUUCAGCCAAGCCUUCUCCCCUCAUCCCCUCCCCUGCAGGGCUCCCCCGCCCCCACUCAAGAAUACAGAAGCUUUAGCAAGUGGGGCACUCAGGCUUUAGGAGGGCCCCUGCCCAGGGGUCAGUCAGGCUGCCGGGGUGCCCCAACAUUGCAUGGUGCUAAUGACCCCCCUCUCUGGGGCCCAUCCUGUCAGAGAGGGGCUGUAGCCUUCUUCCUCAGCUCUCUGGGACUCCCUCAGCUGUGUCUCCUGGGUGCUGGGGAGAUUGACAACUUGGGGAAGCAAGAGGCUGAGAGUCACUUCCCUCCAAAUUUUUAAUGGUUAUAUCUUUUUAUAAUGCCCUUGGAAGGACUCUCCCCACCCCCCCAUUCCCACCACUCUGCCCAAGCGAGGAUGCCUGGGAUGUGGGGGUUCGUAGGUCACCCUGUGUGCCCCAGGACUCAGCUGUUCUAGAAGGUCAGAGUUUGAUUGCUGGGCCUGGAGCCCAGUCCUGGCCCUUCCUAAGCUCUCCCCCUGCUCCCACUCCCCCUACCCAUAUUGCCUUUGCAGUGGACUCUCAGGGAUUCUGGGCCUGGGUGUGGGAUGUGGAGGGAGUGGGGGUAUAGACCAGAGCUGUGAGAACUUCAUUGGCACCCCCCCAGCCUGCCUCCCGAGACCCUCAGUUCUCUCCCUUCUCCUCCCCUAUUACCACUUCAACCCAACCUGUUCACUACAAGUGAAGCCCACCCUGCCCCCAUCACUCCAGAUAAGGAAGGAGGGAUCUUGGGUAAGUGGAGACCUGAAGUCCCCUCCUUGCCCAGACUAGACUUUAGGACUUGUUUGUUAUUGUCAGGGAAAGGGGGUAAGGAGCUCAUCUUGAGGUUUCUGAGUGAGAAAAGAGCUGUUAAUGUCACUAGGAACCCCAGAGUUGGGAUCCUCCCUCAUGGCCUGGGCACAGUGUAAUCAGGGGGUGUGGAUGGGGAAACUGUGAAUACUUGAACUCUACCCUCCCCUACCCCCACUCUCCACACUCCUUGCCUGCCUAAUCCCCCCCUGUGGGUCAGGGUGGGAAGGCCUUGUCUAUCUUGCACAACCUAGAGGUUUGGAGGUAGGGAGAGGGAAGUUUUUGAUUAAACCAAAUGCAAGAAGGGGAUGCACAUGGAGCCCACUGGCCAGCCCUCACUGCUCUGAGUAAAUCUGAAAAUAAACUAUAAUCCCCUGAU
This is a messenger RNA of Lontra canadensis (Northern American river otter), 2839 nucleotides long. It is a transcript of the gene BAK1, whose product is annotated as BCL2 antagonist/killer 1. The record is from RefSeq and is a predicted model, not a curated record. Gene Ontology annotation, cellular component: mitochondrial outer membrane. Gene Ontology annotation, molecular function: protein heterodimerization activity; protein homodimerization activity. NCBI's taxonomy places the organism in Eukaryota, Metazoa, Chordata, Mammalia, Carnivora, Mustelidae. Bases 972 to 1607 code for a protein of 211 amino acids. Gene Ontology annotation, biological process: intrinsic apoptotic signaling pathway in response to DNA damage; regulation of apoptotic process; extrinsic apoptotic signaling pathway in absence of ligand. The transcript is spliced from 6 exons.